GGCUCUUAAGGGGAAGUGGCUCACUCACUACCUUGUAUCCCUGCAUUCCUGCAUCUCCCCCAGUGAACUGUUGUCCAAAUUCCCACCUGAUGAACAACACUUAUAGACAUCUGCUGCCGCUGGACCUUCAGCUCAAUGAAACCACCAGGGAGUCUCUGGCUGGGGAGGACAAACAGGGGAACCUGACCGGCAUCGAGCAUGGUCUGUGUGAGGCAGUCCACAUCCAAGCUGAGGUGUUCCUGACACUGGGGAUCGUCAGCCUUCUGGAGAACAUCUUGGUGAUCUUGGCAGUGGUGAAGAACAAGAACCUCCACUCACCCAUGUACGUACUCCUGUGUAGUCUUGCUGCUGCUGACAUGCUGGUGAGUGUCUCCAACUCACUAGAGACGGUGGUUAUCGCUGCGCUGAACAGUCGGUUGAUUGUGGCAGAUGACCACUUUAUUCAACUCAUGGACAACUUCUUUGACUCCAUCAUCUGUAUCUCCCUGGUGGCCUCAAUCUGUAACCUUUUAGCUAUCACCAUUGACCGUUACGUGACCAUCUUCUACGCCCUACGCUACCACAGCAUCGUGACGAUGCGGCGGGCUGUCCUGGCCAUCGGUGGCAUCUGGCUGACAUGUGUGUUCUGUGGGAUAGUCUUCAUCGUCUACUCAGAGAGCAAGGCAGUCGUUGUGUGUCUGAUCAUCAUGUUCUUCACCAUGCUGGUGCUCAUGGCCACUCUGUAUGUUCACAUGUUCCUGCUGGCGAGGCUUCACAUCAAGCGCAUCGCUGUUCUGCCCGCGGAGGGUGUGGUGCCCCAGAGGACCUGCAUGAAGGGAGCCAUCACCAUCACCAUCCUCCUAGGGGUGUUUGUAUGCUGCUGGGCACCUUUCUUCCUUCACCUCAUCCUCCUCAUCACCUGUCCCAAGAACCAGCUCUGUGUCUGCUACAUGUCCCACUUUACCACCUACCUGGUGCUCAUCAUGUGUAACUCUGUCAUAGACCCCGUUAUCUAUGCCUUCCGCAGUCUCGAGAUGCGCAAAACCUUCAAGGAGAUCCUCUGUUGUUUCAGUGCCACUUGUAGUAUUUUCCACUGUAAAUACUGAAGUGUUGUAGUUGUUGGUCAUUUUCAAAAAGGCACAGAAAAGGCUUUCAAUGUGGUUGUUCAAUGCGCUGUGUAUAUGGAUACUGUGUAUAUGGACAUUGUUAUAUGGACACUGUGUAUAUGGACAUUGUUUUAUGGACACUGUGUAUAUGGACAUUGUUAUAUGGACACUGUGUAUAUGGACAUUGUUAUAUGGACACUGUGUAUAUGGAUACUGUGUAUAUGGACACUGUGUAUAUGGAUACUGUGUAUAUGGACAUUGUUAUAUGGACACUGUGUAUAUGGACAUUGUUAUAUGGACACUGUGUAUAUGGACAUUGUUAUAUGGACACUGUGUAUAUGGACAUUGUUGUGACAUGCAGGUUUGGCUUAGUGGCUUUG
Messenger RNA from Oncorhynchus nerka (sockeye salmon), 1465 nucleotides. It is a transcript of the gene mc3r, whose product is annotated as melanocortin 3 receptor. The transcript has a single exon. The record is from RefSeq and is a predicted model, not a curated record. Gene Ontology annotation, cellular component: plasma membrane; cytoplasm. Gene Ontology annotation, biological process: regulation of metabolic process; adenylate cyclase-activating G protein-coupled receptor signaling pathway. NCBI's taxonomy places the organism in Eukaryota, Metazoa, Chordata, Actinopteri, Salmoniformes, Salmonidae. Bases 90 to 1085 code for a protein of 331 amino acids. Gene Ontology annotation, molecular function: melanocyte-stimulating hormone receptor activity; peptide hormone binding.